AUGGACUGUGAGAGAGCAAGAAAUCUCAAGAAAGAACCUGUUACUGACUCAGGUGGUAACACUGACUCUCAAAGAGCAUUGCUGGAAACAGAUAAUCUCAAGAAACGCAAAGAUUGUGAGGUUCCGGGAAUUAACCCUUAUCAGUGCACUGAAUGUGGGAAAGAAUUUACACAAUCCAGUAACCUGCAGUCACACAUGAGGAUUCACACUGGAAUCAAGCCUUAUCAGUGUACCGUAUGUGGGAAAGAAUUUACACAAUCGGGUCACCUGAGGACACACAUGAAGAGUCAUAGUGGAAUCAAGCCUUAUGAGUGCAUUGUGUGUGAGAAAAGAUAUAAACUACCAGAUCAUCUGCAGAAACACAUGCGUGUUCACAGUGGAAUCAGGCCUUAUCAGUGUGGUGAGUGUAAGAAAACGUUUACACACUCAAGUGUCCUGCGCGAUCAUUUGAGGAUUCACAGUGGUAUUAAGCCUUAUCGGUGUGCUGAAUGUGGGAAAGAAUUUACACAGUCCUCUACCCUGCAGAAACACAUGAGGAUUCACAGUGGAAUCAAGCCUUAUCGGUGUGAUGAAUGUGGGAAAGAAUUUACACAAUCAUCUACCCUGCAGAGGCACGUCAGUAGUCACAUUGCUGUCACCAGAGCACUGCUGGAAACAGAUCGUGCAAAGCCGUCUCAUGAGUGUGGUGAGUGCGGGAAGACAUUUAAUCGAUCAGGAGACUUGAAAAGACACAUGCUUUGUCACAGUGGCAUUAAACCUUAUCAGUGCGAUGAGUGUGGGAAAACAUUUACACGAUCAGGUAGCCUGAACAUUCAUUUGAGGAUUCACAGUGAAGCGAAGCCUUAUCAGUGUACUAAAUGUGGGAAAGAAUUUACCCAAUUAGGUAGCCUGAAGAUACACAUGAGCAGUCACAGUGGAAUCAAGCCUCAUCAGUGUGGUGAGUGUAAGAAAACAUUUUCACACUCAAGUCACCUGCACACUCAUUUGAAGAUUCACAGUGGAGUGAAGCCUUAUCAGUGUGAUGAGUGUGGGAAAACGUUUACACGAUCAGGUAGCCUGAACAUUCAUUUGAGGAUUCACAGUGGAGUGAAGCCUUAUCAGUGUACUAAAUGUAAGAAAGAAUUUUCACAAUCAGGUCAGCUGAAGAUACACAUGAGCAGCCACAGUGGAAUCAAGCCUUAUCAAUGUGGUGAGUGUGAGAAAAGAUAUAAACUUCCAGGUGAUCUGCGGACACACAUGAGGGUUCACAGUGGAAUCGAGCCUUAUCAAUGUGGUGAGUGUAAGAAAACGUUUACACACUCAAGUGGCCUGCAUGCUCAUUUGAAGAUUCACACUGGAAUCAAGCCUUAUCGGUGUGCUGAAUGUGGGAAAGAAUUUUCACAAUCAUCUAACAUGGAGAGACACAUGAGGAGUCACAGUGGAAUGAAGCCUUAUCAGUGCACUGAAUGUGGGAAAGAAUUUACAGAAUCGAGUAACCUGCAGUCACACAUGAGGAUUCACACUGGAAUCAAGCCUUAUCAGUGUACCGUAUGUGGGAAAGAAUUUACACAAUCAGGUCACCUGAGGACACACAUGAAGAGUCACAGUGGAAUCAAGCCUUACGAGUGCAUUGUGUGUGAGAAAAGAUAUAAACUACCAGAUCAUCUGCAGAAACACAUGCGUGUUCACAGUAGAAUCAGGCCUUAUCAGUGUGGUGAGUGUAAGAAAACAUUUACACACUCAAGUGGCCUGCACGAUCAUUUGAGGAUUCACACAGGCAUCAAGCCUUAUCGGUGUGCUGAAUGUGGGAAAGACUUUACACAAUCAUCUGCCCUUCAGAGACACAUGAGGAUUCACAGUGGAAUCAAGCCAUUUCGGUGUGAUGAAUGUGGGAAAGAAUUUACACAGUCAGGUAGCCUGAAGUACCACAUGAGGAGCCACAGAGGUGUCACCAGGGCAUUGCUGGAAACAAAGAACCACUCUGUCACUGACACAGAUGGAAACACUGGCAGUGACAGAGCAUUGCUGGAAACAGGUGAUUUCAAGCAAGAACCUGUUACUGACACAGAUGGAAGCAUUGACUGUGAAAGAGCAUUGCUGGAAACUGGUGAUCGCAAGAACCACUUUGUCACUGACACAGAUGGAAACACUGGCUGUGAGAGAGCAUUGCUGGAAACAGGGGAUCUCAAGCAAGAACCUGUUACUGACACAGAUGGAAACACUGGCUGUGAGAGAGCAUUGCUGGAAACUGGGGAUCUCAAGCAAGAACCUGUUACUGACACAGAUGGAAACACUGACCUUGUGAGACCAUUGCUGGAAACAGAUGAUUUCAAGCAACAACCUGUAUCUGACACAGGUGCAAACAUGGUUUUCGUUGUGGUCCGUACGGGGAAAAACUUAGACAUUCGUGUAACCUGCAAAGACAAAUGA
Molecule: messenger RNA, 2409 nt
Organism: Haliotis rufescens (red abalone)
Lineage: Eukaryota; Metazoa; Mollusca; Gastropoda; Lepetellida; Haliotidae
Product: zinc finger protein 665-like
Exons: 1
Coding region: 1-2409 (802 amino acids)
Cellular component (GO): nucleus
Source: RefSeq, a predicted model, not a curated record